GGACCGGAAGGUGCUCAACGGACGCGGCAGAGGGAAUAUGGCGGCCGCCGUGGAGAGCUCACGAGGGCAGGAGGCAGUGGGCGAGGAGGCGGCCAGCGAUUCUGAGAUAAGCUCAGGACUUCCAGAUGACAGCUACUCUUCUGGGGAUGAAGCCUUGGAUGGAGAUGAUGAGGAUGAAGCAGCAGUUGCUGGACAUGUGGCUGAAGAGACAGCAAAUACCAAAGCUGGUCCAGGUUCAGGCUGGGCAGAUGCCAUGGCAAAAGUACUCAACAAAAAGAUACCACAAAAUAAGUCCAUCAUCUUGGCCAAGAAUAAAAAACUGGAGAAGGAGAGAGAAAAGGAGAAACAGGAAAGACUGGAGAAGAGAAGGAAGCUCGAUAAAAAGCGGGAGUGGGAAAUGAUGUGCCGAGUGAAGCCAGAUGUUGUCAAAGACAGAGACAGAGAGAGAAAUCUUCAGAGAAUUGCAACAAGAGGUGUAGUGCAGUUGUUUAAUGCUGUCAGGACACACCAAAAGAAUGUUGACGAGAAGGUGAAGAAAGGUGCGAGAUCUGAAAGACAACGUGCUAAACUGCUGUCAUCUGUUUCAAAGAAAGAUUUCAUCAAUGUUUUAAGAAGCAUGGACGGUGCUAAAGGAAACCAUAACUCUGAUAGAAAGACUGCAAAAAGUAAACAGGGUGAAGUGAAGUCUGAAGAGGGACCAGAAUGGAAUAUACUGCGUGAUGACUUCAUGAUGGGAGCAUCUAUGAAAGACUGGGAUAAGGAAAGUGAUGGAGAGGGCAGUAUGGAACAAGGAGGUGGUUUAAAACAGGAAGAUGACAGUGACUGAAUGAAACUGAAAGCAUUUCAAGAUACUUUACCUUUCUUUGUUUGGAAUAAAAAUCAACAUUCUGUGAAUGUA
Molecule: messenger RNA, 898 nt
Organism: Phasianus colchicus (ring-necked pheasant)
Lineage: Eukaryota; Metazoa; Chordata; Aves; Galliformes; Phasianidae
Gene: RRP15
Product: ribosomal RNA processing 15 homolog
Biological process (GO): maturation of LSU-rRNA; maturation of 5.8S rRNA
Cellular component (GO): preribosome, large subunit precursor
Source: RefSeq, a predicted model, not a curated record